CCCACAUGUAACAAUAAUUGAAAUUCUCAUCCCAAUUUUUCAGAAGGCAAACACUUUGUUAGUCACUCAGAGUGCUUUCAGGUCAUAACCGCAAAGGAUAGAAACGAGAAUACAGUAGAUAUGGCUCAUGCAAGUGUGGCUUCUCUUAUGAGAACAAUAGAAUCGCUCUUGACAUCCAAUUCAUCAAUGCAAACUCUAAUCUGUGAUCACAGAGAUGAAAUUUGCGCUCUUCAGGAAAAGAUUAGUUCCCUGGAAGUAGUCAUCAAGAACUUAGAGAAAAACAAUAUUUCUGGGGAACUGACAGAUUUGGAAGUUCAGAUAAAUGAAGUUGCAAAUAUUGUUGAACAAACAAUUCAACUAAGAGUAACUGAAGUUUUAUUGGCAAAUGAUGAAAAUCUGAGAGAAAAGGCACAUGAGAGGCUUUCUGAUAGCCUGCAACAAGUAGCAGAGGAUAUUGAUCGUAUUUGGUAAGAGUCGACAAAUAUCCAGGAUAAGGGCAAACAUGCAUCAAAGGAAUCAACGGUUCAAGAGUUUCCAAGCUCAUCAAGAAAUAUUCUGAAUGUUGAGAAUAGUAUGGUUGGAUGUGAUGAUCAGAGGAAACAGUUGGUAGAAGAUCUUACUAGAAGCUACUCUGGUGAACCCAAAGUCAUCCCGAUUGUCGGGAUGGGUGGCAUAGGUAAAACAACCUUAGAGAACGAAGUUUACAAUGAUGCGUACAUUCGUUCUCAUUUUGAUGUUUGUGCCUGGGCUACUAUUUCGCAACAGCACAAUGUAAAGGAAAUCUUGUUGAGCCUUCAGUGUUCUACUAAGAGUGACACAUUUGACAUAAACGAUGAAGCAGAGCUUGCAAACAUGCUACAAAAGAGUUUAAAGGGUAAGAGAUAUUUAAUUGUAUUGGAUGACAUGUGGAAAACUGAAGCAUGGGAUGCCAUGAGACUAUGUUUUCCAAGUGAAAACAAGGGGAGUGGAAUAUUAUUGACGACCCGUAACAAUGAAGUAGCUUGUUAUGCUGAUACAGAGAAUGUUUCUUUGCGGAUGAGCUUCAUGGAUCAAGAUGAGAGUUGGAGUCUUUUCAAAAGUGCAGCAUUUGCAAGUGAAGCAUUACCAUCUGAGUUUGAGACUACUGGGAAGCAAAUCACAGAGAAAUGUCACGGGUUACCAUUAACUAUAGUCGUGGUUGCUGGACUUCUCAAAUCUAAAAGGGCAAUAGAAGACUGGGAAAAUGUUGCGAAAGAUGUCAAGUCAUUUGUCACAAAUGAUCCUGAUGAACUAUGUUCACGUGUGCUUGGGUUGAGUUACAAUCACAUGACUAGCGAUCUAAAAGCCUGUCUUCUGCAUUUUGGGAUUUUUCCAGAAGACAGUGAGAUACCAGCGAAGAAUUUGAUGAGAUUAUGGAUGGCUGAGGGGUUCCUGAAGUUGGGAAAUGAUUUGGAAGGAGAGGCUGAGAAGUGUUUGCAAGAGCUUGUCGGUAGAUGUCUAGUCCUCGUCUGCAAGAAAAGUCAAGAUGGAGCAAAAAUUAGAUCAUGUAAAGUUCAUGAUCUAAUAUAUGACCUGUGGGUGAGAGAAAUUCAAAGGGAGAACAUUUUUAUCAUUAAUGACAUUGUGCUUGAUUACUCAGAUUCAAAACGGCGAUAUCUCAGUAUGCAAAAAAUGCAGCCCUUUAAAUGCGUGACUGGUGAUAAAAUUGAUUGUUGUCCCUAUGGUCUUUAUAGGGCUCUUCUUACCCCUGUACAUCAUCAUGAAAACAACGAUCUAUUGAAAUGAACCCGUUCUAUUUUCUCUUUUCAUCUUAAGGAUUCAUAUUAUUUUUUCAAAUCACAGCUUAUUCAUUUCAAAUUACUCAAAGUCUUGGAGUUGAGACACAAAGAGAUUGAUAAUUUCCCUGUAAAGAUACUAAGCCUCAUCUGGUUGAGGUACCUAUCAUUGCAAUGCUAUGAGAAUUUAAACAUACCUCCAGAAAUUUGCAGGUUAUGACUCACAUAACGGUUGGACAACACUACAGCGGUCUUAGCUUCUUCGACAGUGCUCAU
Molecule: messenger RNA, 2030 nt
Organism: Capsicum annuum
Lineage: Eukaryota; Viridiplantae; Streptophyta; Magnoliopsida; Solanales; Solanaceae
Product: putative late blight resistance protein homolog R1B-16
Exons: 2
Coding region: 574-1764 (396 amino acids)
Biological process (GO): defense response to other organism
Molecular function (GO): ADP binding
Source: RefSeq, a predicted model, not a curated record